AUGGAAUAUGGCGUGCUCUGCGAGCACGUAGAGCCUGACGUAGAGCACGUAGAGCCUGACGUAGAGCACAUAGAGCCUGACAUAGAGCACGUAGAACCUGACAUAGAGCACCUAGAGCCUGACGUAGAGCACCUAGAGCCUGACAUAGAGCACGUAGAGCCUGACAUAGAGCAUGUAGAGCCUGACAUAGAGCACGUAGAGCCUGACGUAGAGCACGUAGAGCCUGACAUAGAGCACAUAGAGCCUGACGUAGAGCCUGACAUAGAGCACAUAGAGCCUGACGUAGAGCAUGUAGAGCCUGACGUAGAGCACGUAGAGCCUGACAUAGAGCACGUAGAGCCUGACAUAGAGCACGUAGAGCCUGACGUAGAGCACGUAGAGCCUGACAUAGAGCACCUAGAGCCUGACAUAGAGAACAUAGAGCCUGACGUAGAGCACCUAGAGCCUGACAUAGAGCCUGACAUAGAGCCUGACGUAGAGCACGUAGAGCCUGACGUAGAGCACGUAGAGCCUGACAUAGAGCAUGUAGAGCCUGACAUAGAGCCUGACAUAGAGCACGUAGAGCCUGACGUAGAGCACGUAGAGCCUGACAUAGAGCCUGACAUAGAGCACAUAGAGCCUGACGUAGAGCACCUAGAGCCUGACAUAGAGCACGUAGAGCACCAAGAGCCUGACAUAGAGCCUGACAUAGAGCACGUAGAGCCUGACGUAGAGCACCUAGAGCCUGACAUAGAGCACGUAGAGCACCUAGAGCCUGACAUAGAGCACGUAGAGCCUGACGUAGAGCACCUAGAGCCUGACGUAGAGCACCUAGAGCCUGACAUAGAGCACGUAGAGCACCUAGAGCCUGACAUAGAGCACCUAGAGCCUGACAUAGAGCGCGUAGAGCCUGACAGUCGCAGUGCUGCUAACUCGCUCCACACGCCGCAGAGUCGCAGUGCUGCUAACUCGCUCCACACGUUGCAAAGUCGCAGUGCUGCUAACUCCCUUCACACAUGGCUGAGUCGCAGUGCUGCUAACUCCCUUCACACAUCGCAGAGUCGCAGUGCUGCUAACUCCCUUCACACGUCGCAGAGUCGCAGUGCUGCUAACUCGCUCCACACGUCGCAGAGUCGCAGUGCUGCUAACUCCCUUCACACAUCGCAGAGUCGCAGUGCUGCUAACUCCCUUCACACGUCGCAGAGUCGCAGUGCUGCUAACUCCCUUCACACGUCGCAGAGUCGCAGUGCUGCUAACUCGCUCCACACAUCGCAGAGUCGCAGUGCUGCUAACUCGCUCCACACGUUGCAAAGUCGCAGUGCUGCUAACUCCCUUCACACAUCGCAGAGUCGCAGUGCUGCUAACUCGCUCCACACGCCGCAGAGUCGCAGUGCUGCUAACUCCCUUCACACAUGGCUGAGUCGCAGUGCUGCUAACUCCCUUCACACGUCGCAGAGUCGCAGUGCUGCUAACUCCCUUCACACAUCGCAGAGUCGCAGUGCUGCUAACUCCCUUCACACAUCGCAGAGUCGCAGUGCUGCUAACUCGCUCCACGCGUCGCAGAGUCGCAGUGCUGCUAACUCGCUCCACAUGUGGCUGAGUCGCAGUGCUGCUAACUCGCUCCACACGUCGCAGAGUCGCAGUGCUGCUAACUCCCUUCACACGUCGCAGAGUCGCAGUGCUGCUAACUCGCUCCACACGUCGCAGAGUCGCAGUGCUGCUAACUCCCUUCACACAUCGCAGAGUCGCAGUGCUGCUAACUCCCUUCACACAUCGCAGAGUCGCAGUGCUGCUAACUCGCUCCACGCGUCGCAGAGUCGCAGUGCUGCUAACUCGCUCCACACGUGGCUGAGUCGCAGUGCUGCUAACUCCCUUCACACAUCGCAGAGUCGCAGUGCUUCUAACUCCCUUCACACGUCGCAGAGUCACAGUGCUGCUAACUCCCUUCACACAUCGCAGAGUCGCAGUGCUGCUAACUCGCUUCACACAUCGCAGAGUCGCAGUGCUGCUAACUCGCUCCACGCGUCGCAAAGUCGCAGUGCUGCUAACUCCCUUCACACGUCGCAGAGUCGCAGUGCUGCUAACUCGCUCCACACGUCGCAGAGUCGCAGUGCUGCUAACUCCCUUCACACGUCGCAGAGUCGCAGUGCUGCUAACUCGCUCCACACUCGCAGUGCUGCUAACUCGCUCCACACGUCGCAGAGUCGCAGUGCUGCUAACUCGCUCCACACGUCGCAGAGUCGCAGUGCUGCUAACUCGCUCCACACGCCGCAGAGUCGCAGUGCUGCUAACUCCCUUCACACGUCGCAGAAUCGCAGUGCUGCUAACUCGCUCCACACGCCGCAGAGUCGCAGUGCUGCUAACUCGCUCCACACGUCGCAGAGUCGCAGUGCUGCUAACUCGCUCCACACGCCGCAGAGUCGCAGUGCUGCUAACUCCCUUCACACGUCGCAGAGUCGCAGUGCUGCUAACUCGCUCCACACGUCGCAGAGUCGCAGUGCUGCUAACUCGCUCCACACGCCGCAGAGUCGCAGUGCUGCUAACUCGCUCCACACGUCGCAGAGUCGCAGUGCUGCUAACUCGCUCCACACGUCGCAGAGUCGCAGUGCUGCUAACUCGCUCCACACGUCGCAGAGUCGCAGUGCUGCUAACUCGCUCCACACGUCGCAGAGUCGCAGUGCUGCUAACUCCCUUCACACGUCGCAGAGUCGCAGUGCUGCUAACUCGCUCCACACGUCGCAGAGUCGCAGUGCUGCUAACUCGCUCCACACGCCGCAGAGUCGCAGUGCUGAAACUCGCUCCACACGUCGCAGAGUCGCAGUGCUGCUAACUCGCUCCACACGUCGCAGAGUCGCAGUGCUGCUAACUCGCUCCACACGCCGCAGAGUCGCAGUGCUGCUAACUCGCUCCACACGUCGCAGAGUCGCAGUGCUGCUAACUCGCUCCACACGUCGCAGAGUCGCAGUGCUGCUAACUCGCUCCACACAUCGCAGAGUCGCAGUGCUGCUAACUCCCUUCACACGUCGCAGAGUCGCAGUGCUGCUAACUCGCUCCACACGUCGCAGAGUCGCAGUGCUGCUAACUCGCUCCACACGCCGCAGAGUCGCAGUGCUGCUAACUCCCUUCACACGUCGCAGAGUCGCAGUGCUGCUAACUCGCUCCACACGUCGCAGAGUCGCAGUGCUGCUAACUCGCUCCACACGCCGCAGAGUCGCAGUGCUGCUAACUCGCUCCACACGUCGCAGAGUCGCAGUGCUGCUAACUCGCUCCACACGUCGCAGAGUCGCAGUGCUGCUAACUCGCUCCACACGCCGCAGAGUCGCAGUGCUGCUAACUCGCUCCACACGCCGCAGAGUCGCAGUGCUGCUAACUCGCUCCACACGUCGCAGAGUCGCAAGUCGCAGUGCUGCUAACUCGCUCCACACGUCGCAGAGUCGCAGUGCUGCUAACUCGCUCCACACGUCGCAGAGUCGCAGUGCUGCUAACUCGCUCCACACGCCGCAGAGUCGCAGUGCUGCUAACUCCCUUCACACGUCGCAGAGUCGCAGUGCUGCUAACUCGCUCCACACGUCGCAGAGUCGCAGUGCUGCUAACUCGCUCCACACGUCGCAGAGUCGCAGUGCUGCUAACUCGCUCCACACGCCGCAGAGUCGCAGUGCUGCUAACUCCCUUCACACGUCGCAGAGUCGCAGUGCUGCUAACUCCCUUCACACGUCGCAGAGUCGCAGUGCUGCUAACUCCCUUCACACGUCGCAGAGUCGCAGUGCUGCUAACUCGCUCCACACGUCGCAGAGUCGCAGUGCUGCUAACUCGCUCCACACGCCGCAGAGUCGCAGUGCUGCUAACUCGCUCCACACGUCGCAGAGUCGCAGUGCUGCUAACUCGCUCCACACGUCGCAGAGUCGCAGUGCUGCUAACUCGCUCCACACGUCGCAGAGUCGCAGUGCUGCUAACUCCCUUCACACAUCGCAGAGUCGCAGUGCUGCUAACUCCCUUCACACGUCGCAGAGUCGCAGUGCUGCUAACUCGCUCCACACGUCGCAGAGUCGCAGUGCUGCUAACUCGCUCCACGCGUCGCAAAGUCGCAGUGCUGCUAACUCGCUCCACACGUCGCAGAGUCGCAGUGCUGCUAACUCCCUUCACACAUCGCAGAGUCGCAGUGCUGCUAACUCCCUUCACACGUCGCAGAGUCGCAGUGCUGCUAACUCGCUCCACACGUCGCAGAGUCGCAGUGCUGCUAACUCGCUCCACACGUCGCAGAGUCCCAGUGCUGCUAACUCGCUCCACACGUCGCAGAGUCGCAGUGCUGCUAACUCCCUUCACACAUCGCAGAGUCGCAGUGCUGCUAACUCCCUUCACACGUCGCAGAGUCGCAGUGCUGCUAACUCGCUCCACACGUCGCAGAGUCGCAGUGCUGCUAACUCGCUCCACACGUCGCAGAGUCGCAGUGCUGCUAACUCCCUUCACACAUCGCAGAGUCGCAGUGCUGCUAACUCCCUUCACACAUCGCAGAGUCGCAGUGCUGCUAACUCGCUCCACACGUCGCAGAGUCGCAGUGCUGCUAACUCCCUUCACACAUCGCAGAGUCGCAGUGCUGCUAACUCGCUCCACACGUCGCAGAGUCGCAGUGCUGCUAACUCGCUCCACACGUCGCAGAGUCGCAGUGCUGCUAACUCGCUCCACAUGUGUCGCAUUAGAAGCACAGCAGCUCCUGCAUAA
This is a messenger RNA of Knipowitschia caucasica, 4698 nucleotides long. NCBI's taxonomy places the organism in Eukaryota, Metazoa, Chordata, Actinopteri, Gobiiformes, Gobiidae. The record is from the annotation of a GenBank genome assembly.